AUGAAGCCAUGUCCCCUGCGCCGCGACGUCCCACAAGGCCAUAAGUGGAGCUUCAAGCAUCCAGUUCUCUCACUAGCGCCGGCCAAGAAGAAGGCCAGGCGGAAGAAGCGGGACAAGCCAUGCGCGUUGUGUGUGGUGACCGAGACGCUGCUAUGGAGGACUUGGCCGACCGAUCGCCAGGUCAUGCUCUGUAAUGCCUGCGAGAUCAAGGUGAGGACACCUGGGGUGGUGCUGCCCGAGCUGGUGUACCUCUCUCCUCUGGCGAGGGUCGGUCAUCUACAUGCUCCAGCAUUCGUUGGUGCCCCACACGAAAUCCAGCUAGUCUCGGACUCACCUGGGGCAGUGCACUCGAAGCAGGUGCAGCUGCACCUCCCUUCUCUGGUGAUGACAAUGAUGACGGUCAUCUUUGAGCUUCAGCAACCGCACCCACAAGAGAUCCAGGAGUCAGAGUACCCACCUAAUAUCCGCAUCCUAGACUCCAUGAUUGAUGCCGACAUCUAA
Molecule: messenger RNA, 501 nt
Organism: Miscanthus lutarioriparius
Lineage: Eukaryota; Viridiplantae; Streptophyta; Magnoliopsida; Poales; Poaceae
Source: the annotation of a GenBank genome assembly